Messenger RNA from Caenorhabditis auriculariae, 5049 nucleotides. NCBI's taxonomy places the organism in Eukaryota, Metazoa, Nematoda, Chromadorea, Rhabditida, Rhabditidae. The record is from the annotation of a GenBank genome assembly.
AUGCAGACGAGACCCACCGCAUCAUACUACUGGAAACGACGGGAUCCGCAUAGUGAUUUAUCAAAAUAUUUAGAUGAAGCAUAGGAAAGAAGCAGAAGACAAGAGAAUAUUCUUUAGAAGAGAGGAAGAUGAAUAAGUGAAUAAAUUUGCAGGACACGGUCGCGAAUCGUCGGGUUAUCACCACGCGGCCGUGGUCGAAGUCGGCGCCAUGGUGCUCCAAAAUAUGUUCAGGUAUUCGGAGAAUUUCAAGAUUUUCUCAUUUAAAAACAAAAGCGAAUUCCUUGUAAAAACAAAGUUUAGGCCGUGUUCAAAGUAAUUUCGUCAAAAUUCGAAAUUAUCUCUUUCGUUCCGAAAUUAAGUUAUCUUUUUCCCUUUCUGAUGGCUACUUCAAAUUUCGCGAAACACUCUGAACAUGAUCUUAGAAAUGGGCGUUCUCCUAACUUUCAGAGAUGUCAAUAUUACAAUAUUUGCAGCGCUCUCUCGUUCCUGCACUACCGGAAGGACGACGAUUUCGUCGACCGACUGUCCUACUUCUACACGUCGUCGUUCCUGAUCAUGAUGGCGGUGUUGGUCAGUUUCAAGCAGUUCGGCGGCCGACCUCUCGAAUGUUGGGUUCCCGCCCAGUUCACCGCCAGCUGGGAGGCCUACACGGAAAUGUACUGCUGGGCUCAGAACACUUACUGGGUGCCCAUCGACCAGGUAUCUUUUACUCUUCUUCUUCUCGCUCAAAGAAGCUUUCCAGGAGAUCCCUAUGGACAUCUCCGACCGAGAGUACCGCCAAAUAUCCUACUACCAAUGGGUUCCAUUUUUUCUGCUCCUUCAAGCCUUUCUCUACUACAUUCCCUGCCUUAUGUGGCGAUUGAUGAGCGACAAAUCCGGUUGGGUUUUCUUCUUUUUUUCCAGAAAUAACGAAGGGGAUUCAGGAAUACGGUUGAAUGACAUUGUACAGUUGGCGACGGAAAAAGAAAACAUCGAGCCGGAUUAUCGGAUACGAACCAUCGAGUCUCUCUCAAGACACAUCGAAUCCGCGCUUAGGUUCGUUUUCUUCUCAUGGAGUUUCAAAGUUUUUGCUUCUAUCAAUAAUGAAAUUCUGAAUUCUUUGAAGUCCCGGAGCAAAAAUUUUAUUCGAAAAGUUUUAGACUCGCAAAACCGACUCACUAUAUAUUUUUUCAGUUUUUGAUUAAUUACACACUGAAGCUGAGACUCCAGCAGAAUCAUUUAUUGAGCUUUGGAAAUUUUCGAGGAGAUCAGAAAAUUAUUUAUAUAUAAAAAGAAGUAAUCAAUAUUUUUUUUCAAUUUUUGUCACUGGCUUUCAACUAAAUUUAUUGGAAAAUGAAUGAAGCAAAUGCACAUCUUCGGAUUAGAUAUAAUGAUUCUUGCAUAUUUUUUUUUUUUUGAAACAAUUUUUUUACCUUUCAGCCACACUCAAUUUGCUCACUCAGUUAUAAAUUUUUGAUUUAUCGACUGGAUGAAAAUAGACUUUUCGAAGAUUCUUGUGACUUCAAAGAGCCAAUUUUGAUCUAUAAAUGAAAAACUGCUUAUGAAACCGUAUAAAAAUCAUAAUUUCUGUCAAUUGAGUUUGGAAGAAUAAUAAGUGAAGAAGCUGUACUGCUUAACUUGCAGAUACCAACACACAGCAACAUCUCGGACACAGUACACCUUACAUCGGGUUUUCAAGUGCUUCAAUAUGCGGUACUACGAGAGCUACGUCACCGGAAUGUACUUGGUCAGUUUCCUCGGCUAACUUUGAUUGUCAUAUCAACGACAGAUCAUCUUCUCAAGCCGUUAACUUAUGAGAACCUGCCGGUUAAAUAUUUUCUCUAUUUUUCUCUUUCUCUAUUUUUCUACUUUUUUCUCCCUUAACCCUAUUGAAAACCAAUUCAGCUUCUGAACUGAAUCAGUAAAAUCUCUGCAGGCCACCAAGAUCAUGUACGUCGGGAACAUCUUGACGAACCUGGUGUUGGUGAACAAGUUCCUGGAGACGGACGACUACUCCGUCUACGGCCUGGGCGUCCUGCGCGACUUGCUCUUCGGCCGGACUUGGAUGGAGAGCGGCAACUUCCCCAGAGUCACCUUGGUUCGUUUCGUCUUCUUCAGUCUUAUUCCAGAAAAGUCAUCGUUAAGAAAUGUUUUUGAAAAAUGAAAUCAAAGUUUUUUUCAUUUUUAUUUUUGGAAAAUACGUGAGCAGAACUCAAUUAGACGAAUCGAUUCACGAGAACUUCUGAAAAUAAGGUACAAAAAUACAUUUCUAUUCAAUAUAAGACUAAAUGAGUUGAACUUUUCAUUUGUUCCGACCUCGGUAACGAAAACCGGACGUGCUCUGAACGUUUCUGAGAAGUUCUAGAGAUCCCUUAAAAGUGUUCUUGCUACUAACGUGGUCACUAGAAAUGCCCUGACCCUUCCGGUUUGCGUUAUCAAGUGUUCAGAGGGUUUUUUGACAUUGUAACGGAUUUUUUUUAUUGAACUUCAAGUCGUAAUUCCCUUCACGACAAAUUUGUUCUCGAAGUAAAAUGAAGCGAUUUCAGUGCGAUUUCGAAGUCCGCGUGUUGGGAAACAAUCAGCGACACAGUGUUCAGUGUGUACUGGUCAUUAAUAUCUUCAACGAGAAAAUUUUCAUCCUCAUUUGGCUCUGGUUCACCCUUCUUUUUGUCGCUUCCACCUUAGACAUGCUCUACUGGUUCAGUAUAUCAAUGUUUCACAGGUGAGGUUUUUCAAAACAAUAUUUUAUGUUUUCUAUUACAAACUUUUCAUUUAUAUAAAAGCCUUUUUACACUGAUUCAGGUAAUUUCGGACUUUUCACCUUUUUUUCCACUGAAAAUUUUAUCUGCUACUAAGUUUUCUUGCCAUUUUUCCUCUUCAACUCUCAUUUCAGAAGAACAUAACCUCAUUUUUUAGCUUCAGUAAAUUUUAAUUCCAUUAUUUUGUUUCAGAGACCGGUUUCGCUUCGUUUUGCGACAUUUGGAGCUGACUUCAGACCCGGACAAGCCCGAAUUGUUCAGAAAAGAGAAAAGAAAACAAGUCGAGCAUUUUCUUCGAACUUACCUCAAGGUAUCUUUAUGCCCGAGUCGAUUUUUGGUAAAUGGCGAAAAGUAUUAAAAUUUUAAAUUUCAACGACUUUAACCGAUAUCGAGAAACCGAAAAUUGAAGUAAAAUUUAGUGAUUUUUUGAGGAUUUGACCUAUGUUUUCGAAAAAAAUCAAUCGACUUUUUUUACUCUUUUUGAAACUAUUGCGACUAGAAAUUGAUAAUUUUUUUCUCAUAUUCCUAACUUAUCUCAAAGGAAGAUGUUUUUUUAAUUGAUAAAAAAAAGUCUGACAUUUCCAUUUUUUUGAACUUCUCUUUUUCAAGUCUGGAUUGAUUUUUUUGUUAAAUCCAACUUUCAGCCUUUCCAAAAAAAAUCGAGAACAGUUUCCUGGACGAUGACGAACUAGAUAUCAUAUGGACAUUCAAAUUUUGAAAUUUUUCUCGUUUUUCAAUAGUUUAAUCGAGAAAUGGAGAAAAAUGGGAUACAUCAAACAUGUAUACUGCAAGAAGCCGUUGCAUUCCGAUGUUUUAUUUCAAAAAAAAUAGCAAUUUAAAUUAAUAAAGGCUUGCAUUUUUAAGAAGAAAAUUAAGUUUUUUUUUCUCAUCGUAUCUCUCUAAAUGAUCUGAACUCUAGAAGACAGAUAUGGAAACUAACCUUCAAGAAGAUAUUAAUGUUUCAAGGAAAUAAGAAAUAAAUGACAGGUCGACGGAGUUCUGGUCCUGCGGAUGAUAGCCCUCCACGCGGGCGUCAUGUUCUGCACGGAAAUCACGGACGCCUUGUGGAAAAGGUACCUGAGUCAGCAUCCCGAGAACCUCAUCGACGAGGACUCUUCCCUCAUCACUUUCGCCAGGUUUCCUUUUCAAUCUGGCCCUGUUUCCGACUCCCUCAGUUGUCUGAACGAGGAAGGAUUUCGAAGAGUCUGGUAUAAGUGUUUCCAGAGCGCAGUCAAUACGGAGGAAACGGCACGACAGCUCCAAUUCUGAAGGCCAGAAUCACCAACGGCUCAGCCGCAUCCUAUCUCAUAGGUUUGGGUUACAAUUCUUUUCAACUAAAGAAACCAUUCCAACCAAAAAUUUUACCCACAGUUCCUUAAGAAUCUGAAAAAAGUUUAAUUUUUAGACAAAAUUUUCCGUUUUGCGGUGUCACAUGACCUCAAUUAGGUUAAGGAGUUAUUUUUCGAUCUUUCACUACAUUUUUUUAGAGUCAAUAUGUUACUGUUAAUGUCAAUCAACUAUCAACUAAACCCUGAGUAAUUCCUUAAUAUAGUUUUUUUUUCAAAUAGGACGUCGACAGACAAACUUCAGCUACAAUUAAGUCCGGCUAGAAAAAAAGGUACCAAAAAAAGGCGUGAAGCGCAAUUUUUUUAAAUUCAAAAGAGAAAAAAAACUUCUUUACUUAGGUUGUAGAGAAGAUUUUUUCAUUUGGAAGUGAAGGACUUUCCUAAAUUUUUUUCCUUGAAACAAAGCCUAUUUAUAAAUCAGACUCAUCAUAAAAUAACAUUUCUGCACUUCAUCUUUGGAUUUCGUGAUGAAAAAAACCUGCUCGGUUUUUUGGUUAAAGCGGUAUCAUAGUUCCAAAGAAUUUUUUUCGAAAACAUUUAUUAUUUUUAAACCUUUUUGCAAUUAUUGUCACAAAAAAACUAUAUAUUCUUGAACUCUCCAAAUGUUCAUAGGAAACGUUUCAGAACCGGCGGCAGCUUCCGACUGAACAGAACGCAGUCGACGAAUCGAAGUCUGAACACGGAUUCGAAGGGAAACGCGGCGCCGACAGCGACGACGACGACGACAGGAACGACGGCGACGUUGCCUUCGACGCCGACCGCAGUGCCCACUUCUAGGUUUUCUGAGAUCUCAGUACCUCCUGCGAGAAUUCUGAAGACCCUCAACGUCUUCUUGUAGGUUCGGGAAGGUGAAACCGCGGCGAACCGUCGUGACGAUCACGUCACCGGCCUCGGAGUCUUCCGAGCAAAGUGCCGAGGCCAUCCCGGACGUCAACAAGCGUGAAAGCGGCCCUCUCGCCGUCUGA